GCUGGCCUACAAAGACACCUCUGUGCGCUUCCUGCUCCUGCUAAGCUUCCAAGCUGGAGUCCUGAAGAGACAACAAUCCCAUAUCACAUCAUAUCUAGUCCUCGUUCUGCUGCACUGCUUGUUGGAUCCGAGCGUCUUCAACCAACUACUUGGAUCAUGGCUUCCCUCACCUUCUACAUAGGGGCCACUGUGCUGUUUGCUCAGUCAACUUUGGCCUUCAACUGCUCGAGGCCUCCCGUCUACGUUGACAUUCAUAAGCGAGCGGUCCACGACUCACCUGUCUUCCAAUAUGGAUCCUUCAUCGGCGUUGGAUCACCUGCCCAAAACCACAGCUUAUGGCCGUCAUUAUCACAGAACCACACCUCUUUCGCAUCACUCUCAUACUGCAGUAACAGCACCUUGAAGGACUGUGAUAGAUCUACUGGUGGCUUCUUUCAACCUAGAGACUCCACAAGUUUUUCCGAGCGGAAAGAUUUCCAGACUUUUGACAACAGCAAUAUCACGACCAAGGGCUUCUUCGGUCAGGACACUAUCCGCCUAUAUACGCAUUACUUUGAGACCGAUGGCGCCUCGCAGACGCUUCUCGAGGACUCCACCGUCAAAGUGGCCGAAAGCGGCUCUAUCAUCCCAAGCUCCGUGGGCAUGGGCGACUCAUCGACUGUGCUUCGAGACCUGGCUAGCCGCGAUAUGAUUGCUGGCAGGACAUAUUCGCUCUACAUUGGACAAGGCUUCGACCGUGCUGGUGGUGCUGUCAAUGGAAGCAAUACAUUCGGAGGUUAUGACUCUGGUCGCUUCACAGGCCCUGUAUCAAAGUACUCCAUGGACACGUCUAAACAGAAUCCCAUGAGCGUGCUCGUCAAAGAUAUUGUCCUCACCGAAACCGCCAACCCAAACAGCAACGUUUCGCUUUUCGACUCCGCCGCUUUUCCCUCUAUGAAGUCUCGCCACGAUAAGUUCACUGCCGAAAUCACCACAGACCAAUACCCUCUCUCGCUCCCCUAUCAGAUCACGCAAAACUUCAUCUCGCGUCUCGGUGCCGUCAAGGAUAACAGCUGGAACGACAACUCUCUCAAGCUCAAGAAUCCAUUCAAUGGCACCCUAUCCAUCGUAUUGGACGAUGGUUUCACAGUCACCCUUCCCGCUGAAGUCCUUGUCAACCAGUCUAAUAUCACGCCCAUCCAAGAUCGCGAAAAGGAAUCCACAGCGCCAUUUUACCUCUCUGUAGCCUUUCUCACGCAAGUCUACUUGAUGGCCGAUUUCGAAACCCAAAACUUCUUCCUCGCUCAGGCAAUCCAGAAGAACAAUGCCGUCAUGCCCGUUCCUUUCUGCCCAAAAUCUACACCCGUCGCCUAUGAACCACCUAAGCAAAACGCGUGGCUCAAGAAUGGACUCAUCGGUGCUGUCAUUGGAGGUGUAUUUGGCAGUAUUGGUAUCGCAAUUUGUGUGUAUUGCUUCGUGCGCGGAUACCUGAGGAAGAGGUAUGUGAAAAAGUUUGAGAAAGAGCUGGAGAAGGGUCAAAGAGAGGCCAAAAUGGCGCAAAUGGAGAUUGAAGAAGCUCCCGAAUUCGACCCUCCGCCGAAGAAGAGCUUGAAGCCAACCUUUUGGCGAAAGAAAUAA
Periconia digitata is the source of this 1617-nucleotide messenger RNA. The record is from the annotation of a GenBank genome assembly. Lineage: Eukaryota; Fungi; Ascomycota; Dothideomycetes; Pleosporales; Periconiaceae.